Molecule: messenger RNA, 1640 nt
Organism: Pelecanus crispus (Dalmatian pelican)
Lineage: Eukaryota; Metazoa; Chordata; Aves; Pelecaniformes; Pelecanidae
Source: RefSeq, a predicted model, not a curated record
GUUUUUAAUGCGAAAACAGCAGAGCUCUUGAGUCACCAUCAAGUUGAGAUAGAGCAGAAAUUCCCUAGAGAAGGAUGGGUGGAACAAGAUCCAAAGGAAAUAUUAAAGUCUGUCCAUGAAUGUGUGGAAAGGACCUGUGAGAAACUGCAACAAUUGAACAUAGACAUCACUAAUAUUAAAGCCAUUGGAGUCAGCAAUCAGAGAGAAACAACAGUGGUUUGGGACAAGACAACUGGAGAACCUCUUUAUAAUGCUAUUGUGUGGCUUGACCUGAGAACCCAGUCAACAGUUGAACGGCUUCUUAAAAGAAUUCCAGGAAAAAACAAAGCCUAUUUUAAGGGUAGGACUGGUCUUCCACUUAGCACUUAUUUUAGUGCAGUGAAACUUCGAUGGCUUUUGGAUAAUGUGGAAGAGAUUAAGCAAGCAGUUGAUGAUGGAAGAGCUAUGUUUGGAACUAUUGAUUCAUGGCUUAUAUGGAGUUUGACAGGUGGAAAGAAUGGAGGCGUUCACUGUACAGAUGUAACCAAUGCCAGCAGAACAAUGUUGUUCAACAUUCAUUCCUUGGAAUGGGAUCUUGAGCUCUGCCAGUUCUUUGAUAUUCCUAUGGAAAUACUUCCAAAAGUACGAAGCUCCUCUGAGAUUUAUGGCCUGAUGAAAAUCUGUCCUAGCCUGAAAUCUGGAGCUUUGACAGGUGUACCAAUUUCUGGGUGCUUGGGUGACCAGUCUGCUGCUCUUGUUGGGCAAAUGUGUUUCCAAGAUGGGCAGGCAAAAAAUACGUAUGGAACAGGAUGUUUCUUGCUGUGCAAUACAGGUCAGAAGUCUGUGUUUUCUGAGCAUGGUCUUCUAACCACAAUAGCUUACAAACUGGGCAGAGACAAACCUGUUUGUUAUGCACUAGAGGGAUCUGUUGCAAUAGCUGGUGCUGUUGUUCGCUGGCUGAGGGACAAUCUAGGUAUCGUUAAGACUUCACAGGAAGUUGAAAAACUGGCCGCAGAAGUGGGGACUUCUUAUGGCUGCUACUUUGUGCCAGCAUUUUCAGGACUGUAUGCACCAUACUGGGAACCCAGUGCAAGGGGUAUUAUCUGUGGCCUUACUCAGUUUACAAAUAAAAACCACAUCGCCUUUGCUGCAUUAGAAGCGGUCUGCUUUCAAACACGAGAGAUUUUAGAUGCCAUGAACAAGGACUGUGGGAUACCAUUAAAUCAGUUACAAGUAGACGGAGGAAUGACCAAUAACAAAGUCCUCAUGCAACUCCAAUCAGACAUUCUCUGUAUUCCAGUAGUAAAGCCAUCAAUGCCUGAAACAACAGCUCUAGGAGCUGCUAUGGCAGCAGGAGCUGCCGAAGGAGUUGGAAUUUGGAGUCUGAAUCCUGGAGAUCUGACAGCAGUGACAUGUGAACGAUUUGAACCACAGAUCAACCCGGAGGAAAGUGAACUUCGCUAUGCCAGAUGGAAGAAAGCUGUGGUGAAAUCUAUGGGCUGGGAGACAUCUGAAGCUCCUUCAAAUGGUACUGGUAAAUGAGACUACUUAGUGGACUCCCUGGACACAGCUGAUUUUUUUUGUUUGGUUUUGUUUUGUUGUCUGAAGAGAUUCCACCACCAAUGUGAUUAUACUACUUUUGUGACUAAAUCCAUUCAUGA